Molecule: messenger RNA, 3670 nt
Organism: Bicyclus anynana (squinting bush brown)
Lineage: Eukaryota; Metazoa; Arthropoda; Insecta; Lepidoptera; Nymphalidae
Gene: Rab7
Product: ras-related protein Rab-7a
Exons: 1
Coding region: 113-739 (208 amino acids)
Biological process (GO): phagosome-lysosome fusion; endosome to lysosome transport
Cellular component (GO): phagocytic vesicle; late endosome; lysosome
Molecular function (GO): GTPase activity; GTP binding
Source: RefSeq, a predicted model, not a curated record
CGCAUAUAUUCUAUGUAUCAAUUUCGUAUGUCAAAAAAAUACUUUCAUCGCUAGACAAAGAGUGACUAUUAUUUUUAUUUUUACUCGUAAUUAAUUAAAUUGUACGUGCAAAAUGUCUUCAAGAAAAAAGGUUCUUCUAAAAGUUAUUAUCCUCGGCGAUAGUGGCGUCGGCAAAACAUCAUUGAUGAAUCAGUUUGUCAACAAGAAAUUUUCCAAUCAGUACAAGGCUACAAUAGGCGCAGAUUUUCUCACGAAAGAGGUAAUCGUCGACGACAGAAUCGUCACAAUGCAGAUUUGGGACACUGCGGGACAGGAGCGAUUCCAGUCGCUUGGGGUGGCGUUCUACCGUGGGGCGGAUUGUUGCGUCUUAGUUUUUGACGUAACUGCCCCCAACACGUUUAAGUCCUUGGAGAGUUGGAGAGACGAAUUUCUGAUACAGGCAUCACCGCGCGACCCUGAAAACUUCCCAUUCGUCAUACUAGGUAACAAGGUUGAUUUGGAUAACCGUGCAGUUUCUGCCAAACGUGCACAGCAAUGGUGUCAAAGUAAAAAUGAUAUUCCGUACUUCGAAACGAGUGCCAAAGAAGCUGUAAACGUAGAACUCGCAUUCCAGACUAUCGCGCGUAACGCCCUAGCUCAGGAAACUGAGGCAGAGCUUUAUAAUGAGUUCCCAGAUCAGAUCAAGUUGAACGCCAAUGACAAUGGUCGCAACAGGGAUGGAGACAACUGUGCUUGCUAGGUUCCACCACAUCAUUUAACAUUGGCAAUAUGUUAAGUGUUUCUUUAUUAUUUCAUAACAAAUUGAAUACAAUAGAGUAUAACUUUUUAUUUAUAAGUAAUGUUUAUUUUAAUAUUUUAUCACUGUGUAAAAAAUGUAUAGGAGUGAUAUAUAUUUACAUAUUUCGUGUUUAUUUUUGUGAUUUGUUUAACAAGCGAUUGUAUGAGUUAGGCUUGUCGAAAUAAAGGAAAAGCCACUUUGUUGGUAGACAACUUGGUAGUUAAUGAUUAACAUAUUAUGAUAUGAAGUCCAAGUUUAUCUGUUGCCUCAUUCCAUACAAAUCAGAAUUGUGUAAUAGAUCAGACUGCAUCGAGAGUGACAGGCUUUAUGUUACUGGCAAUAAUUGUUGUGGUCUCGCUUGAAGUAACAUAUUUUAUUUCACUUCAUAAACAUUGUUGAUAUGUAGAAGCAAAUGCUUUUAAAUCAGUUUGUAACCUUGAAUGGCACACCCAAAGGUUCUAAGUGGUUUAAAUCCACUUUAUAAUGUUUAUUGCUUAACUAUUCUGUUGCAGUUGCAUUCAAUUUGUGAAAUAUGCCUGUUCAAAAUCAAUUAUGUAAAAGAUAUCCAAAUUGCAGGUUUCUAAUUGGUAACUUAUUGUCUAUUGUACGAAAAUGUAUGAAGUAAUGGAAUUUAAAUCUAGUGCUACAGACUGGAAAAUAUAAUACAAUUACAAUUCAGUGUUAAAGUGGCAACUGAAUACACAUGAAUAUUCACACAGAGUAUUUGUCUCUUGAGAGCAAAUUAUGAUAUCUGAAUAUUUGUUUCAAUUUUAUUUGCUCAGUUGUGUUCCAUUCGAGAUAAAACAAGGAGGUGACGGCAAAAGUACACACAUGCAUCUAUUAGUACCAAACUCUAGUGUCUGACUUCUAGUGAACCUUUGAAAGGAAUUGGCUCGGACACUAUAUUUGCCAUCAAGCUACUUUACUUAAUGUACUUCUAUGUUGAAUAUUUAACUUGUAACACUUGUAACACACACCAAGCAAAUAUUUAAAUAGUUGUUACCUUUAAGGUGGGAAGCUGUAAAAUUAGAUGAGUAUUCCAAAUCGAUAUUGCUAGAUUCCAAUUAUACUGAUUCUGCAAUUUGUUGUUGAUUAUGUGUUCUGAGGACAUUUUGAAGUAUCCUCAAGUAUAAAUUGUUAAUUAUAAACUACAAAUUUUCAAAUGUACUUUGAAAAGAACAAAACCUUUGUUUAACAAUAAUUUGAUAUUCUGUUAUUUUAUGUAUUAUUUAAAUAUUUUUAUAUCAAUCAAUGCACCAGAAUGAAAUUUUUAUUCUAAUGUGUGAUAAUUUAGUGUUAAAUAAAAAAUAAUGUUGAGUUUAAUAAUUAUGUAGGUGAUUAGAGAUUUAUAGCUAAAAGUUUAAUUCUUCAUUUUGUUAAAGGGAAAUUUAAUACACUAUUAUGUGAAGCUAGUGCCUCAAUGCUUUACUUUUUUUACAUAUUUAAAUUCUCGAAAAGCUGCAUUUCUUAAUGUUCAAAAUACUAUUGGUAUAAGUAAAGUUCAAGUACUAUUGGCAUAGGUAAGUCAAGGACAAGAAAGUAUUUCAGUGAUAUUUAAUAAAAAAAAUUACAAAUUGUACCAUGUAUUAAUAGUGAGAUCAGAAGUGAGAUUCAUUAAGAUACAUGUGGACAUAACUGGACUAACUGGACAUUCCUUGUAUGUAAAGAAUGAUUCAUUGUGGCUGUGUAUAAUAGGGACCAGCCAACAUAGAAAUCAAGUGAUAAUCAUGGACUAUUCCGCCCAGUUUAAUAGUCUUCCACUCUGGGAGUUCCAUCUACUAACCCUUGUAAGCGAUUGUUAUAACAAAAAUCUUUUAAUUUUGUCUUGCAUAUGUCACAUCCCAGUUUCAAUACUAUGUCCAGUUUCCUGUAGUCAAUCUGAAUCUAUUUAGACUUUACUUAAUUUAAUUUUGUACCUAUUUAUUUAAUUAUUUAUGAUCAUGAGCUUCACAGAUUGAACUAUUACAACUGUUUGGAUUUAGAUUAUAUUGUCUAAAAAAUAUAAUAUGUACUGUGUUUAUAUAUUAUUUUAUGAUAUCAUAAGUCAAAAUUGUUUCAAUACUGAAAAUUCUUAAAAGAAUAUUUGUCGAGUAAUAUUUUAUCUAUGUAUUAAAUAUUUCUGUAUAUAUUUGAAUUUUAUAUUUUUAGAUAUUAAGUAGUUAAUGAUAAAUAUUAACAAUAUACCUACUUAUAUACACUCUUAAAGAAUAUUCAGCAUUUGUAUCAUUGUUUUAAAUAAAAGUGCAAGGUAAUAUGAUAAUGACGUCAUUCUUUCCAUGCUCAUAAUAUUUCCAUGUAAGUAGAUUAUAGCACUCGUAAAUACACGUGUAUUACUUGUACUUGCCAUUAGUGCUCGUCCAUGCAAAACAGUUGCAUAGACUAGUUAAAUAUAAUAACAUAACUACUUACAGAUAUCUCUAAAAUAUGUUAUCAAAUGUUUAGAUCAUAAUAUUGUGUUAAGCAGUCUGUGUUGCUUACCAAUGAUAGUUUAUAUGAAUGUAAACCUAAAUGCUCAGAAGCAACUUAUUGCAGCUUGGAACGCCAUUAAAAUGUUUAAUGAAUGUUUGUAGAUCUGUUUAUGAAAUAUUCCAAAUAUGGCCUAUUAAGAAAUUGGAAGAUGUAUUUAACUAAAUUUAAAAGUAAAAUAAAAUAAUCUUAAAUCUCUUUUUAAACCAUCUAAGUAUCUAAUUUAAUUUAAUUCUUGUAUUGUUUUAUCGCACUUGCUUUGAUGAGGAAAUAUAAAAAUAAUAAAUAUGAUGUAUUCUAAAUUAUAUUAUCAAGGGGAUAGUAUGUAAAUUUUAAGACCUAGUUGUAUGAGGUAAAGAAAUACGACAUACGCUGUAAUAAUGGUUGCUUCUAAUUUUAUAUUAAUGAAUAAAAACAUCAUCCAAA